GGGCUACCAGGUCUUUGCCGAACGCGGAGCGUGUGCGAUGUGGCUCUGUCCUCCGGAACCAGAAAGAGAGAAAGGCAAAGCAUCCGAUGAGAAGCGAAAACUUCUGCGUGAGGGCAAAGCAUCCGACGAGAAGCGAAAACUGAAGGAGUCGGAGGAAGAGGAACCGCCAGAUGAGACGGAUCCAAACUUGACCGAGGAGGAGCAAAAAGCUCACAUUCGGCAGCGCACAUGCACAGAUGCGAUCUGUGUGCUUUUGUUUGUUUUGGCCAUGCUGGGCUUGUUCGAAGUGCUGCGCUAUGGUUGGGAACACGGAGACACCCGUCGCAUUUACUACGGUCUGAACUGGGAAGGUGAAGUUUGUGGCGUUGAUCCUGCUGUGCGGGCCAAACCAUUGCUCUAUUGGUGCACCAAGCCAGAUCAGACCCCCAUGAGCGAGGAUUCUCUCAACCAAAUCGGCAUCCCCACCGAGAUCACUGAUGGGUUGGGAAACUUGGUUUCCCUUGCGAACAAAGUCUUCGCACCGACCUCAAAUCUGGAUUUGCUUCACCCGAUUUGCCUAGAUGCAUGUCCUCUUGACCCUAGCACUUUUCACCCGUGCUUGCAGUAUGUUGAGACCGAGAAGCAAGCUGUGAAGAACUUCGAUGGUACUUUCUGGAAGAACUCAACCUUUGUCUCCCGGCUAGUGCAAGAUAUCAAGACAUUCACCUUUGCACAUCGCUAUUGCUUGCCACCGGACAAUUUCUUUGUUGAGACAGUGAAUCAGACCUUCCAGACGACCUCGACCCAGUUCUUGUACGGAGUCGCUGAGCUGGUGGAAGCGCGGAAGGUCUUUUUCAUUGCAGGAUGUCUUGCAGUAGUCGUCAGCUAUAUCUACAUGUUCACCAUUGACUGCUUGUCCUACCCAGUGGUCUACAGCUUUCUCUUCGUCUGUACGGCGGGUCCCAUGGUGACUUCACUCUACUUCCUCUAUGGCGCCUUCUACACAGAUUUUAGUGAUGCAAUCAAGGUGCAUGUGGGCUUUGAGGACUUCCUCUUGCCCACAGUGGUCACCACCAGCGACCGAAACUGGGACAUCGUCAUUGCCGUCGUCACCAUGUUGGUCGGCAUUGGGGUUGGUUGCUUCUGGUGUUGUAAGCAGCAGUCCAUCAACUUUGUCAUUGUGGCGAUCAAAGCCGCCAUCCGAGUGCUGUAUGAUGUCCCAACUCUCAUCCUCCUGCCGGCCGUCAAUACAGCUCUACGUGGUUGCGUGUUGGUGGUCGCCAUGUGGGGCUUUGCACUGAUGGUGUCGCUCGGUGAGGUCGCACCUUAUGAAGGCUUUCAGCCGGGUGGUCUUGUAAGGACUUUCAACCACACACAGGACGAACGGCUGUUGAUUCUCUACUAUAUUUUCGCUGCUGCAUGGAUCUACGAGCUUCUGCUGGCACUCCAGCAGUUUGUAGUGGCUUACACAGUGCUGAUUUGGUACAAUGCCCCUCUGGUGGAUGGUAAGAAGAAGGUGCCUUGCCUUCCAAUCAUCCGAGCGGUCUUCAUGGGCCUCACCUACCACUUGGGAAGUUUAGCCUUCGGGGCCGUCUUGUUGGCCUUCUUGCGAGUGGUCUAUGUGCUUGUGAAACUCUUUUACAAUCAGGCCAAACAGACCGAGGAUGACAACGCCAACGCGGUGGUCAAGACGGUGGCCGGCUGCUGUUGCUGUUGUCUGUCAUGCUUUGAGCAGGCCCUCAGAUACUUGAAUCAAGGAGCUUAUGUGAUGGUGGCCGUCAAUUCAGACGGAUAUUGUAAAGGCGCUGAUAGGGCUAUCUCCUUGGUGGCCCGCGACUUUGUGGCGAUCGGGGCUUUGGAAGGAUCGACCUUUAUCUUCCAGGCUUUGGGAAAUAUCGCCAUCCCUGGGUUGGGUGGAUACUUCACAUACCUUUUGGUCACACAGCUGGAGCAGUUUAGCACGCCGGGGGAGCCCGACUACAUCGCGCAGCCGAAGCUGAUUGCAGCGGCGGGAGGCUUGAUUUGCCUCGGUGUCUCGGUCUCCUUCAUGGCCAUCUUCGACACGGUCUCGGAUGCCAUGCUCUUCGCCUUCAUGACCGAUGAAGAUUGGAGGAGAGAGCAUCGGCUACCACCAAACCCCCACAUCCCUGAGAACUUGCAGUCGCUUCUCGACACAGCUAGCUGAGCUCUGGUGAGCUCAAUCAUCUCGAGAGAAACCCGUGGUCAUGGUCACUGAUUGUUUUACAAAAGCCGCAACUGGCAACCAGGAAACAACAGCGCUGUGGUUGUGCUCCAAGCGACCUGUACCGCGGUUGGUUCAAAAAGGCACGGCUGUAUGUAUGGUGUUCAAAGUAACUCUGCAGCAAACUGCCAGCAAAAAGCUGUGCAGCCUCCACUUUUCACGUGCCAAAAAGGACACAGUCUCACAUUUUGUGUCCUGGACAAGUUGAUGCUGGUGUUGAUGUUUAUUUCUGAGCAUAGCUCAGCUUCAUAAUAUAUAUAUAUAUUUACAUAUAUAGGGCCACCAGUCCUGGCAGUCACCUCAACCAGUUCCAG
Durusdinium trenchii is the source of this 2535-nucleotide messenger RNA. Lineage: Eukaryota; Dinophyceae; Suessiales; Symbiodiniaceae. The record is from the annotation of a GenBank genome assembly.